This is a messenger RNA of Geodia barretti, 1188 nucleotides long. Lineage: Eukaryota; Metazoa; Porifera; Demospongiae; Tetractinellida; Geodiidae. The record is from the annotation of a GenBank genome assembly.
AUGCGCGCCCGUGCCCGCGCUGCGGGUCUCACCGAGGGUGUCAUCGUCAACACCUGCGCGGUCACGGGCGAGGCCGAGCGCCAGGCGCGCCAGGCGAUCCGGCGCGCCAGGCGGCGGAACCCGGAUGCGACGAUCAUCGCCACCGGCUGCGCCGCCCAGCUCGACCCGGAAGGCUAUGCCGCGAUGCCGGAAGUCGACCGGGUCGUCGGCAAUCGGGAGAAGCUCACCCUCGAGGGCCUGACACCGGACGCGGACGAACGCGUCGCGGUCGGCGACAUCAUGGCGGUGCGCGAGACCGCGGGCCAUCUGAUCGCGGGCUACGAAGCCCGCACACGGGCCUUCGUUCAGGUGCAGAACGGCUGCGAUCACCGCUGCACCUUCUGCAUCAUCCCCUUCGCCCGCGGCCCGAGCCGGAGCGUGCCGCUCGGCGCCAUCGCGGCCGAGGUGCGGGCCUUGGUUGCCAACGGCCACCGGGAGGUGGUGCUGAGCGGUGUGGAUCUCGGCCACUACGGCACCGACCUGCCGGGCCGGCCGCGGCUGGGCGAGGCGGUGCGCCGCCUGCUCCAGGCGGUGCCGGAGCUGCCGCGGCUGAGGCUCUCCUCCAUCGACCCGGUGGAGAUCGACCCCGCGCUGGAGCGGCUCUUCGCCGAGGAGCCGCGGCUGAUGCCGCACCUGCACUUGAGCGUGCAGGCUGGCGACGAUCUGGUGCUCAAGCGGAUGAAGCGCCGCCAUAGCCGCGCCGACGUGCUGGCGCUCUGCCGCAGGCUCCGCGCGCUCAGGCCGGGCAUCGCCUUCGGCGCCGACCUGAUCGCGGGCUUUCCGACCGAGACUCAGGAGAUGUUCGAGAACACGCGACGCCUGAUCGCGGACGCCGGGCUGAUCUGGCUCCACGUCUUCCCCUAUUCGCCCCGCCCGGGCACGCCGGCGGCGCGCAUGCCUCAGGUACCCGUUGCUGAGCGCCGCACCCGCGCGGCGGCCUUGCGCGCUGCCGUGGAAGGCCCGCGCCGGCGUUUCCUGGAAGGGCGCGUCGGCCGGGAGAGCCAGGUGCUGCUGGAGAAGGCCGAGAGCGGGCGCGACGAGUGCUUUGCCGAAGUCGCAUUCGACCGUCCGGCGGGAUCGCCGGGCGAACUGGUGCGCGCGCGGAUUACCGGAGCGACAGGCGACCGCCUGAUCGGGACCGUCGCCUGA